Juglans microcarpa x Juglans regia is the source of this 1809-nucleotide messenger RNA. Its product is annotated as serine--tRNA ligase, chloroplastic/mitochondrial. Gene Ontology annotation, biological process: mitochondrial seryl-tRNA aminoacylation. Gene Ontology annotation, cellular component: mitochondrion. The record is from RefSeq and is a predicted model, not a curated record. The transcript has 10 exons. Bases 112 to 1686 code for a protein of 524 amino acids. NCBI's taxonomy places the organism in Eukaryota, Viridiplantae, Streptophyta, Magnoliopsida, Fagales, Juglandaceae. Gene Ontology annotation, molecular function: serine-tRNA ligase activity; tRNA binding; ATP binding.
UUUUUUUGUCGGAAAAUUUGUGGAUAAUCGCCCCCAAGACUCGAGAUUACUCGUCCUGAACUCGCGCUCUCUUCCUCGGCACAGACGGAGAUAUAGUGACGGUGUGAAUCCAUGGGUUUACAGAGCUGUAUUGGAGGGACGACUUUGCAAACCCUGAAGCUCGCUUCUAUUCCUACAUUGUCUUCUUCGCGCUUAGUUUCCAGACCAGUACAGCUGAAAGCCCUUACCCUAAACUUUUUCCUCCCCUCCGGCCAUGGCCGUUCGAGGAGAUCCCCGUUUCCACUCCUCGCUAGAGCUCUCUCGGCCCCGGCUAUUGCGUUCCAGACAGAAACACCUACGGAAGAAAAGGUCGUGAAGCCUCAGUGGAAAGCUGCUAUAGACUUCAAGUGGAUAAGGGAGAACAAGGAAGCGGUUGCUGUGAACAUAAGGAAUAGGAACUCCAAUGCUAAUUUGGAAGCUGUGAUUGAACUGUAUGACAAAAUGUCCAAUCUUCAAAAGGAAGUUGAGCGGCUUCGUGGAGAAAGGAAUGCGGUGGCAAACAAGAUGAAAGGGAAACUGGAACCAUCUGAACGUCAAAAACUCAUAGAGGAAGGGAAAAAUCUGAAAGAAGGACUUGUUGCCUUGGAAGAAGACCUGCUUAAACUUACUGAUGAGCUUCAGCAGGAAGCACAGUGUAUACCAAAUAUGACUCAUCCGGAUGUUCCAAUUGGAGGAGAGGACUGUUCAGUGAUAAGAAAGAAGGUUGGUAGCCCACCUCAGUUUAGCUUCCAAAUCAAGGAUCACCUUCAACUUGGGAAAGAACUUGAUCUUUUUGAUUUUGAUGCUGCUGCAGAGGUCAGUGGCUCAAAAUUCUACUACCUAAAAAAUGAAGCAGUUAUGUUAGAGAUGGGCCUUAUUAACUGGACACUCUUAGAAGUCAUGAAGAAGGGCUUUAUACCUUUGACAACUCCUGAGAUUGUAAGGUCCUCUGUGGUUGAAAAAUGUGGUUUCCAACCUCGAGGAGCAAAUACCCAGGUUUAUUCUAUUGAGGGUAGUGACCAGUGUCUCAUUGGUACAGCAGAGAUUCCAGUGGGGGGGAUUCAUAUGGAUUCUAUUCUUGCCGAGUCACUGUUACCAUUGAAGUAUGCUGCAUUUUCCCAUUGCUUCCGAACUGAAGCCGGUGCCGCAGGUGCAGCAACAAGGGGUCUUUAUCGAGUCCACCAGUUCAGCAAGGUGGAGAUGUUCGUCUUAUGCAGACCAGAGGAGAGUGACCUCUACCACGAGGAGCUCAUUAAGAUUGAAGAAGACCUCUUUUCAUCACUUGGAUUGCACUAUAAAACUUUGGACAUGGCUUCGGGGGAUUUAGGCGCACCUGCUUAUCGUAAAUUUGAUGUCGAGGCAUGGAUGCCUGGCUUAGAACGAUUUGGUGAGAUAUCAAGUGCAUCAAACUGUACUGAUUAUCAAAGUCGCCGACUGGGAAUCCGAUAUCGCCCAUCAGAACCAUCAUCAGCUAGUCCUAAAAAGGGUAAAGCAAACCUUGCACCACCAAGGUUUGUGCACACAUUAAACGCAACUGCCUGUGCAGUUCCACGGAUGAUUGUUUGCUUACUAGAGAAUUACCAGCAAGAAGACGGCUCUGUUACUAUCCCUGAGCCAUUGAGGCCUUUCAUGGGUGGGCUUGAGAUUAUAGCUCCUAAAUCCAGAUAGGUUGAGGUUAUACUCUUUUAUUCAUGUAUUGUAGUUGCAGCAUCAAUCUUUGCCGAUAACUUUUACGCUUUACUGUGAACAAAUAUGGUUAAUAAAAAGGCAUGCACAUGAAUUGGUAAAGAA